GUUAAGCGAGGAGCAGAAGCUCUUUGUGGGAGUUCUGCGAUUUGCAGGUUUUAAGUCACUUCUAAGCAGUCCUUUUGAGAGAUAAAGCAAUUUCUCACAGGGCAUUUUCGAAUGGUUCUCUUACGUGGAUGCAAGUGAAUAUCGUUUUGUCGUGGUGACAAUAGGAUAACAUCUCUCCUGUGGCGAUGUGCCUCCGCCGAUGCUUCAAAGCUAAGCUGCUAUGACUUUCUUUUGGGCGUUUUUUCAAACCAGUCUAAUGGUUUAAGAGAUGUUUUCAAAGAAUGGAAACAGCCGACGUGUCGAUCAGAGAGCAACAAUUCCACGAGCGAGUGCGAGAGACUUUGAUCUGUGUCAUUCUCUUCAGCUCCCUCUACAUCGUGUCCUACCUCAUCCUCACCCACUUCAAGAAAAAUGCAGAGUUCGUCACUGAUGACGUUGAGGAUGCCACAGUCAACAAGAUUGCGUUGUGGCUGUGUACGUUCACCCUCUCUGUGGCGGUGUGUGCGGUGCUCCUGCUCCCCAUCUCCAUCGUGUCCAAUGAGGUGCUGCUCACCUUCCCCCACAGCUACUACAUGCAGUGGCUCAACGGCUCCCUCAUUCACGGCCUGUGGAACCUGGUCUUCCUCUUCUCCAACCUCUCCCUGGUGUUCCUCAUGCCCUUUGCCUACUUCUUCCUGGAGUCGGAGGGCUUUGCAGGAUCUAAAAAGGGCGUGAUGUCGCGUGUCUAUGAGACCGCGGUCAUGCUGCUGCUCCUGAGCCUGCUGGUGCUGGGCAUGGUGUGGGUGGCGUCUGCCCUGCUGCACCACCACACCGCCAGAAAGAGCCUCUACGACCUGUGGGAGUACUACCUGCCCUACCUGUACUCAGGCAUUUCACUGUUUGGAGUGCUGCUACUCUUACUGUGCACUCCUUUCGGCCUGUCUCGGAUGUUCAGCAUCACCGGCAGCCUGCUGGUCAAACCUCGGCUGCUGGAGAAUGUGGAGGAGACAAUGAACUGUGCCGAGCUGGAGGAGGCCUCUCUCCACAGGAAGCUGAAGAACAGUGCCUCCUGCUGGCAUGUGAAUAUGGAGUCGGUGAAGACCCAGUUUCUCAGCGUGCAGGCCAAACGCAUUGCUUUAGAAAUGCGGAGGAGGGCAUCCCCAUGGCAACGCAACUUGGGCUACCCGCUGGCCAUGCUGCUACUGCUAGCUUUAACGGUGGUGUGUGUGCUGAUGGUGUGCUUCCACGUCUUGGAGCUGCUGUUCGACGAGACGGCCAUGCCCAGAGGAAUGGAGGACCCGCGGCUGGGCAUGGCCUCCUUCUCCAUGUUCGGCUCCCUGGGAGCAGCUGUGGAAGUGGUGCUCAUUCUUUAUCUGAUGGUGUCAUCCGUGGUGGGGUUCUAUAGCUCCCCGCUGUUCUCAGGUCUGCUGCCUCGUGCUCAGGACACCACCCUCACACAGAUCAUUGGGAACUGUGUGUCGCUGCUGGUGCUGAGCUCAGCCCUGCCUGUCUUCUCAAGGACACUUGGCAUCACCAGGUUCGAUCUGCUGGGAGACUUUGGCCGCUACAACUGGCUCGGCAACUUCCACAUUGUGUUCCUGUACAACGUGCUGUUUGCGGGGCUCACCUCGGCGUGCCUCAUGAACACGCUCACCUGGGCUGUGCAGCGGGAGCUCAUCCGCGCCUUCGGCCUCCACAAACUGCCCCUGACUGUCUCUCGCUCCACCAUCCCCUUCAAACUGCUUGUGGCCAGCGGGCUCUCGAGGAUCCAGUGAAGCGGCCGGAGUGUCCUCUUGGUCUCACCACCCUGAAGGAGCUCUGCUCUGACCGCGGCCUCUCCCCAUGUCCCACAGAGCUGCUGGAUGCCUGUUGGGAUUGCUGGGGACGGCUUGAGAAGCACCUGGAUACGCAGAGACUGAGUACCCUAGGUGCACUCUUACCCAGCGUCAGGUUUGCCAUGACCGCGCUGUUGAUUUGUCUUUUAAGUGAAGUGCUAUUGUAAUCAGUCCCAAAGAGACAUGCAAUGUUCUCGGAGGGACCUGAAGCAGCAGGACCAGAGCUUCAGGACCAAUGCCUCACCACACACUGAGGAGCAAUGGCUCUCCACUGGGAUAAGAACUCUCAUCACUGAUGGGACAAGCUAUUUUAGAGGGCGACCUCACAAUGAUGCAAUUUCCUCUUCCUGCUUAAUGGACGAAGCGGGCUCUCCCCUUAAUACACCCAUGCACCCCCCCCUCCUUUUUUUCUCAAAUGCACAUUUUCCUUUGACACACCAUCUAUUUUAGAUGAUUUUUCAUCUUAAACUACAAUUCACAGGCUCUGCUAUGCACUGUUAAAGGGAGAAGAUGAGAGGAAGUUUCCUCAGAGGAGAACGCACCUCAGAUGAAUGGAGGGCAGACAUUGUGUUUUUAUUGAGGCAUUGGUUGGGAGGUAAUUGGUGGGUAAUGUUGCCUCACACACAGCAAAGAGGAGGCUUCAGUUCAAAUGCGCUCUAAGCAUUUGACGACAAACCGUGAAUCUGGUGGUUAUGGCUCUGCUGUUGCGUGAAAUUCCCAGCUGCCUUAGACCAAGGAGACUGUGAGGUUUAAUAUCAAUACUGUAAAAUUGUGUUUUUUUACUCAUUGUCUUGUGUGAAUCAAGUGCAAUAUUGUAUUUGCUAGUGAAACAUUUUGCAAAGGUAGACAAUGGAAGUUGUAUGCCAUAAAAUCCAAAAUCUUUUUAGCCCAGUUGAUUGUAAAUGUGCAAUACAGGAAUAUGUGGCAUUAGUCUGCAAAAUAUUUGGGGUGGGGGAUCUGUUUUGUUUUAUUUCCAAAUGUGUAUUUGGACAGGAUUUUAAGUACUUGUAAAAUAUACAUAAAAAUUGCUGAUUUGGAACAGGAAGUUGAUUUAGUUGACUUUGUGGUUAUGUUGCCAUUACAGAUCCAAAGUACCUCAUGCAUCUCAUGUAAGUCAUGCAUGCCUGCACUCUCUCGCUCUCACUCACCAAUUUAAAACCAAAUUGAGAUGGUUCAUUAAUUUGUUUCGUUUUUGAGUAAAGGGGAAGGUUUGACUUACUCCUUCUUUCCCAAUACAAUGUGAAGCCUGUGAAAGAGUAUGUAUUUCGUAAUCAAACAUGACACUUAGUUCCAGUUAUAUAUUGGAACAAUCAUCCUGUGAAGUGCGUGCGCGCGUGUGUGUUGCAUGAAGAGUGCUUUGCAUUAUGACCGUUCCCUUGUCCGGUUGUAAACAUGAAGUGAAGAGUGUGUGGACCUUAAAUUUCUGAUCAGCAGAGGGCAGUGUCUUCCAGCUGUCUUAUCUGCACAUGGCCCUUCCCUCUGUCCCCUAGCCCCUGUCGUCAUCCCACCGUCUCUGUUGUUACUCAGUGUUCACAGUGCCUUUUGAUCCUUUAAUGCGUGUAGCAGAGUGGCUGUACAAGGUAUUCUCUCCUUCUGUGGUUGUUUAACUUGUUACACUUUUGAUCCGCAUAUUCUCCACCAACUUAUUUAACGUGUUCAAAUACUUGGAAAAUACAAUGAGUGAAAUGGUGAAAAGGCCAAAGAUCUGAUUGUAUCUCAUGAUGUGCAGUUCUUUUGCCAUUGCUGCAGCUCACCAGUUAGCAGAUAAUAUUCUAUAGCAUGAAAUGGACACUAUGGACAGUGCAUGUAAAAAUAAAGAUUUAGCCCAGACGAAUUCUUACAGGGGACCACUAUGGUAUGUGGGCUUUCAAACUUAUAAAAUAUUUCAGUAAUGUUUCAAUUAUUAUCAGUUUGGAUGGCCAGACUACAAAUGUUUUUAUUGGUAAUUUAUUUACCUUGUUGAAUUAUACAUUUCUCUGAUGCAUAUUGAGUGUUUAAACGGGGAAAAUUAGUAAUAAAUGUAUUUUAACCCUU
Molecule: messenger RNA, 3848 nt
Organism: Sardina pilchardus (European sardine)
Lineage: Eukaryota; Metazoa; Chordata; Actinopteri; Clupeiformes; Clupeidae
Gene: lmbr1l
Product: limb development membrane protein 1-like
Exons: 17
Coding region: 282-1754 (490 amino acids)
Biological process (GO): signal transduction; receptor-mediated endocytosis
Cellular component (GO): plasma membrane
Molecular function (GO): transmembrane signaling receptor activity
Source: RefSeq, a predicted model, not a curated record